Lytechinus variegatus (green sea urchin) is the source of this 4148-nucleotide messenger RNA. It is a transcript of the gene adam17, whose product is annotated as ADAM 17-like protease. Gene Ontology annotation, molecular function: metalloendopeptidase activity. The coding region runs from base 32 to 2299 and encodes 755 amino acids. The record is from RefSeq and is a predicted model, not a curated record. Gene Ontology annotation, biological process: membrane protein ectodomain proteolysis; Notch signaling pathway. The transcript has 23 exons. Gene Ontology annotation, cellular component: plasma membrane. NCBI's taxonomy places the organism in Eukaryota, Metazoa, Echinodermata, Echinoidea, Temnopleuroida, Toxopneustidae.
GCACUAGUUUCAGACAAUUGCCGAGAUCGAGAUGGAGAAACCCUCGAAGAAGAACAUGUUACUCCAUCUAUUUGUAUUUUUAUCUUCAAUCACAUUGCCUUGUUUUGGAAGCUUACACCAUGUGUUACACCACUAUGAAGGAAUUCACAGUUCCAGUGUUAGGCAUCACUAUGCAAAAAGGAGCACAGAUGAGUUGGACAUUGGAGUCAGGAGGAUGUCAUUACAAAUGCUUGGCAGAGAUUUCAACAUGGAGCUGACCAAGCGACAGGGUCUUUUUACCUCUGACUUUUCAGUGUAUGCAGUAGGGCAAGAUGGUUUGGAGAGGCCUCAUUCUCUAGAUUUAGACUCAUAUUAUAUGGGUUAUCUGGAAGAUGAUCCUGAUAGUGUGGUAAAAAUGCACUUAGAAGGAGAUGACAUCACAGCUAGAAUUUACACAAGAGAGGAGCAAUAUACAAUUGAGCCAUCUUGGAGACACAUAAAAGAACCACACAACUUCAGCAUGAUAGCAUACCGCAGCUCAGAUGUCAAGCAAAAUACAACGUCUUCAUUUUGUCCACAUGGACAUCACUUGCCAGAAGGCCUCAAGUACGAAAAGACCGAAGAACAGCUCAAUGGACACAACUCAGCGCAUAAAUAUAAGUCAUCAUCGUCGUCAUCACACUCUCGUCAGAAGAGAGCGCCCCCUCGUUAUCAUGUCUGUCCAUUGCUUCUGACGGCCGAUUACAGAUUCUAUCAAUCCAUGGGACAGAGUAACAUGCAAAUAUCAAUGAAUUACUUGGUAAGCCUUGUUGAUAGAGUUGACGUCCUCUACAAGGCAACUGAAUGGGAACCAGGGUAUUCCGGCUUUCAGUUCCAAAUAAAAAAGAUUGUCAUCCAUCAACAUCCUUCGCCGUCCUCGUCAGAUAACUACAAUGUUGAACGAGACGGCAAGCCAUGGGGAGUACAGGAACUCUUGGAGGUUUACAGUAAGGAAGAUCACAGCGCCUUCUGCUUGGCUCAUCUAUUCACCUAUCAAGAUUUCUCCAACGGUGUGCUUGGUCUUGCCUACAUAGGCACACCAAGAAGCAAUGCUGUAGGUGGUAUAUGUACUUCAGUGUAUUAUGCCGGCAAUGGCAAGCGACAAUACCUGAACACUGGUCUGACAACAACCGUCAAUUGGGGACGGCGUGUGUUGACAGAAGAGGCAGAUUUAGUUACUGCACAUGAGUUGGGUCACAAUUUUGGCAGUGAGCAUGAUCCGGGUGAUGAGGGCGAUGAAUGCGCCCCUGGUAAUUCUCAGGGUGGCAACUUCCUCAUGUACCCUGCAUCCGUCACUGGUUCUUACGAAAACAACAGGAAAUUCUCCAUUUGUAGUAAGAGGCUUAUUUCACCAGUGCUGAGGGAGAAAUCUGCAAGAUGUUUUGUAGAGCCAUCUCAGACAUCACUGUGCGGGAAUUACCGUUUAGAACAAGGAGAACAGUGUGAUGUAGGCAUAGUAGAUAGCAACAACCCUGAUCCAUGCUGUACAGCUAAUUGCAGGCUAAAACCAGGAAAAAUUUGCAGUGACAAGAACUCUGUAUGCUGUGAGAACUGCUAUUAUGCCCCUGUGACAAAAGUGUGCAGUGAUGCCACGGAACAGAAUGCGUACUGCAAAGGCAAGUCUUACUGCACAUCAAGGGAUAUUCGAUGUCCACUACCAAACGAUCUUAGAGAUGGAACCAGAUGCAUUGAUAAUGGUACAUGUAUUGGAGGUGAAUGCAGGGCAUUCUGUGAGGUCAAUGGUUUCAGGUCCUGUAUCUGCUCUUCAUUGGAGCUCUCUUGUUACUUCUGCUGUGUGUUUGAGCCAAACGGGGCAUGCUUGCCCUUCAAGGACCGCUACACUGAUCUGCCUGUACCUGUCCCAGAUGGCAAACCAUGCGAAGCGGGCAGCUGCAUUCAGGGCCUUUGUGAGAGUCAGACGCAGGAUCUUAUUGCAAGAUUCUUUGAUGUCUUUGAAGGUUUCACUAUCAGCACAAUAGGUCGUAUCAUCAAAGACAAUGUUGUAGGAGCCACUCUGAUUAUUUCCCUUCUUAUAUGGAUUCCUUGCAGCUGUUUAGUACACUAUGUGGACAAGAAAAGGGCUAACGAGAUCAAGCAGAUUGACACAUGGUUACACCCAGCGAACCAAGAACGGAUAUUACCAGAGGACAAGCCUCGUGUUAGAAGAAGCCUGCAGGUGAUGUUAGAGAGCUAUGAAGGCAGAGAUACGGAACACCUUCUGCAAUGGUGGGAUAAAUCUACGGAGGGGGAAACUCGCCCUGAAGCUGAGGAAUCAUUGUGAUUAUGCCUCAAUUCGACAAGUUUCGUUCCCUGGAAUAAAAAUAAUAAAAGAGAACGUCAUAUUGACUACUAAUAAUUGUUAUCGUAGUCCUGUCUGCAUGGUCAGAGACGGAGAUCAGGGGUGUACCCCUCUCGGAUUGGCAGAGAACAAAAUAAUAUAUGACAUGUUCAAAGUUCAUGCUCAUCACCAGAACAACUUUUUGAAUUGGAAUAAAAGUCGAUUUAAGUCUUGGAUUUGCCAGUAAUGAUUAUAAAAUGCGCAAAUAUUCCUACUUUUUUUCCUGUAUACUAGGGCUUUUUUUACAUCAUAGAUUCGCCAAAAAGUACUUGCGAAUUGCGUGGGAAUAUGCCUUCCUCCGUCUUUGAAAAGUGAAUUCAAAAACACAGAUUAAAUAGAAUAUCAAUAAAGUUGUGUUUGUUUGUUUAUUUGUUUUGACCCGAUAGUAUACGCUCAGCUUUUUGAGUAUUUACUUUUUAAUUUUCUGUCAGAAGAAAAAAAUGUAUACGAGAUAUAUUAAUUUCUUAAUCAUGCGAUGUUUCGACAUAAUGUCCAAUAGAUUUCAUUAGAAUAAAAAAUUAAGGUAAAUUUGUAUCUUAUUAUAUUGGUCACGGAUACACGAAUCAGAAUACAAACUUCCUUUUUUAAAUAAAAUGAUAUUAUUUUAUUAGCUAUGAAAUUGAUUGAACACAGCUGGUUAGAGUGGACCUGGCCUUUAAAUCAAUCAUUAUUUCAUUAAAAUCACGAUAAAAUUGGAAAACAUUUUGUUAAAUGUUACAUUAAUUUUGUACGUGCCUAAUUUUUUUAAGCUUUGCUUUUCCAUUUUCAAUCAAUAAAUAGCGUUCGCUUAUCAAGUUUGUUCAAUAGAAUGUUUUUUUUUAAUCUUCCAAUGCUUGUUAGAAAUGGCAAGGAUAACUUAUUUCCUAAUUAGUUAAAAUGUAUUGAUUGAUUUUUGUAUUUGUAUAUUAGAGCAACAUAUUAAUAGAAACAAAUCGGUCUUCUGUAUUAUAGGCAUAUCGUCAUCAUCAUCAUCAUCAUCAUAAUCUUUAUCACCGUUGUCGUCGUCAUCAUUAUCGUCAUCGUUGCCGUCAUUAUUAUCAUGAUCAUUGUAAUGAUAUUAGUUUCAUUUCAUUUUGUAAUAUCAAUUAAAGAACGUUUCGUUGGUAUUCAAAAAGUUUGAAAGGAAUAGGUGAAUUUAAUUAUGUCGGUGAUAGCUGACUAAAAUAUCAAUGUGGACUCGGUGGACCCUUAAGGACUCAUGUCUUAUGGAACAAUCUCCUAAUAACUCAUUGACAAAUUUGGCAUUGUCUAUUCUCUGAAGAGGGUAAAAUCGAUAUAAAUAAAUUCAUGUUGUUCUUAUAACAAUAGUAAGCAAAAUACAAACAAACCAAUUCCCUUAACAAACUGUGUUACUGCAAAGAAAAACGAGUUUUCUUCUUAUGUAUGACAUAACAAUACGUACAGGCCCCGAAUAAUAGAAUUAUUUGUUUUCAGGCAGUAUUUUACCAUAUCAAAUUAAUUAUAAUCUUCCAGUAGCAUUAAUUUUAACGAUUUGCUAAAUGUCUUACGACUGGGGAUGUUUCUAAUAUUACUUGGCAGGAGAUUCCAUAAAGUAGGACCAGAAAAUGAAAUUGAUUGUUUUCCCAAGUUGGUAUUAUUUUUCUCAAGAUUAACAUUUCGCUUUUCUCUAUUUCUUGUAUUGUAAGGAUGAUCUAUAAAUGAAAAAUAAUCAAUAAAACUAUGUGGCAACCGAUUAUUAAUUAAAUGGUGCAUAAAUACUCCUAUCAAAUAUUGGUAGUGUUUGAAAAUAUCGAGAAUAUUUAGAUCAUAAAAUAAAGGAGCAGAGUGGUAA